GAAUAUUUCUGCGUGGCUAUUGCAAUAUCAAACGCCGUCAAAGCGCAUGUUUGACUUUGCACCAGGUAUGUUUUUGACUGACAGGAUUCACUUCUAGGUGGGCAACUCGCUGAAAUGGCCAUGCUUGAGUGUCAAUUAUCUGUCGGUAAAUCUUCACAACUUAAAGGUCAGCAUCUUGACAGUGCAUAUGCCCCUCUUCUGGCUGCAGGAACGAAGCGUGAGAUUGCUUAUGUUUGCUUGUUUGGCAUGAUCGUGAAGACAUUUUGGAUGGUCGUGCCCUAGAGUCGGAGAAAUGUGGUACCAGGACUACUGCAG
This is a messenger RNA of Dissoconium aciculare CBS 342.82, 315 nucleotides long. RefSeq lists its product as uncharacterized. The record is from RefSeq and is a predicted model, not a curated record. Lineage: Eukaryota; Fungi; Ascomycota; Dothideomycetes; Mycosphaerellales; Dissoconiaceae. The transcript has a single exon. The coding region runs from base 115 to 282 and encodes 55 amino acids.